UCUGUCUUUCCAAGCUGCACAGCGAAACUUUCAACAUGCAAAGUCUGGGUGUUCUCUUAGUUUUCUUGAUUUCAGCCUGCCAUGGGCUUUAUUUUCAUAUUGGGGAAACACAGAAGAAGUGUUUCAUUGAAGAAAUUCCGGACGAAACUAUGGUAGUUGGCAGGUAUAAGGUUGAGAUGUUUGACAGGAACACCAAUAGUUAUGUGGCAACAUAUGCCUAUGGUUUGGGAAUGCAUGUCACUGUCAGGGACCCUGAUGAAUCUGUGAUAAUGUCAAGGACGUAUGCAUCUGAGGGUCGGUUCACCUUCACCUCCCAUUCAGCAGGAGAACAUGUCAUCUGCCUCCACUCCAACUCCUCAGCAUGGUUCUCAAGUGGACAGCUGAGAGUGCACCUGGACAUCCAGGUAGGAGAACAUGCUGUGGACUAUCAGCAGAUCCAGGCCAAGGAUAAGCUGAGCGAGCUUCAGUUACGGGUACGGCAGCUAUUGGAUCAGGUUGAGCAGAUCACAAAGGAGCAGAAUUAUCAAAGGUAUCGUGAGGAGCGUUUCCGUCAAACCAGUGAGAGUACCAACCAGCGAGUUUUGUGGUGGUCCAUUUCACAGACCGUCAUUCUUCUAGUUACAGGCUUUUGGCAAAUGAAACAUCUUAAAAGUUUCUUUGAGGCCAAAAAAUUGGUCUAAUAGGAAAUAAUUCUGUACCCUCAACCGUAAGCAUUUCAGAGCACAUAGCCUGUGCGUAGAAGCCCCUAUUGCUGAAGUAACAGGCUUUUUGUUGUACAACUUAGCCAGUCUAUUGAACAUAUUUGUUCAAAUAUUGACUACUGUAAUUCUUCAGACUUUUCGUAAGUUUGCAAGGUGUUUAUUCAAGCAUAUUCUGAACGCAUCAUUCUGUGUUGACUGAUAUAAAUAUUUUUUGCGAAGCCCUGAAACUGGCUCGUUCAACCAGUGUAGUUUUAUCUCCAAAAUCAAAUUUAAAGUGUGGAUGAAUUUCACCGCAAUUUGCCUUUUUAUAUGCGAAAAGAUUGAGGAAUUAAGAUACAUUAAAUUUUUUCAAGCAGUGCACAUAAAAAUUUGAUGUAUUGUGUUCAUGUCAGAGGUAUGCUUAGUGUUAUGGUUCAACUUUGACAUAGUGAAUAUCAUUACAUUUUGGUACUGAACCAUAUUUUAGCACUUGGAUCAAGGAAUUGAAAAUUUCUCAAGUGUGGCAGUAAAGAUCAAUCAUGUCAUGUAUAAAGUUUCAAGAAAUAUCAGGAACUUGUGAAUUUAACUUAUUGAAAAAGGUGUUAGUCUAGUACCUUUACUCAAAGUUCACUUCAUCAAGAUUCAAGAUUAGAAUAUUAUUCACUAUCAGCUUGUGAAAGGUUUACUGCUGAGGGUACUUGUAUAAAUAUACAUCUCACAAACCAUUAUCAUUCAUCUUCAUUGUCACAACUCUUAUCAAUAUUUUAUCUUUUUAUUGGAGAUCUAGACUAACAUCUUGGCAUUGUGUUUUAUCACCAUCUGUUUCCAUCAUAAACUGGAUUACCAAAUUCUUCUAAUUUUUCGGACAUCUGGCCUGUUCUUUUUAGCCAGUAUACAUGUAAUUGUAGCAGGACCAUUUAGUUUCCUUUUGUUAUGCAUGGUUAGUCCAUCUCAUUGACAGUAUAUUCAUAUCUAUACUUUUCCCAAAAUCUGGGAGAGAAAUAUGUCUAACUGCUAACAUAUGUCCUAAAAAUUAGAAGAAUCAGGGUAUACAUGAACAUGUACCAAGGUCAAAAUUGAAAAUGUACUGUACUUUAGAUAACCUGAUAUGGUCAUGUAGCAAGGUUUGUAUUGUGGUGAACAUGUUUAAUUGAGUGUUUAAAGUAGACAAGCUUGGUUAAUUUAGGUUGAAUAUUUGACAUCACACCCUUGUGUAAAAAAAUACAGAUUUUAAUGUAUUAGCAUGACAGUUAGGGUAUAAGUUUAGAUGACUUGUACUUACUUCCUG
Molecule: messenger RNA, 1968 nt
Organism: Liolophura sinensis
Lineage: Eukaryota; Metazoa; Mollusca; Polyplacophora; Chitonida; Chitonidae
Product: transmembrane emp24 domain-containing protein eca-like
Exons: 5
Coding region: 36-680 (214 amino acids)
Source: RefSeq, a predicted model, not a curated record